Messenger RNA from Thamnophis sirtalis, 673 nucleotides. The record is from RefSeq and is a predicted model, not a curated record. Lineage: Eukaryota; Metazoa; Chordata; Lepidosauria; Squamata; Natricidae.
AUGCGUCUUUUUCUUGUUUCAGUUGUUACAGGACAGAACGUAAAGAUAACCCAACUUCCGGAAUCCAUAUCGGUGAAAGCAGGAGAGACCAUCACUCUAGAGUGUACAGUGACUGGAGAUAAUUUACCUGGAAGCGUGCGGUGGUUCAAAGGGAGGGACAGAGAACAGGAAAUUUACAGUGAUAAACAAAGAGCAUCCAACAAGGUGGCCAGGGUCAUCCCAGGAUCCAACACGGACUUCAGCAUCAAGAUCCAAAACGUCCGUCCUGAAGAUGCCGGGACUUACUAUUGUAAUAUGUUUAAGACCGUGAGCCAAGGGAGCAUGCAGUUUGGAGGGAAAGGCACUCUGGUCUCCGUGAUCGCCAUGCCUGUGAUUAUUGGCCUCACAGGAAGAAUCACGGCGGGGUCUCGGGCCUCCUUCAACUGCUCCGCGGAGGGAUUCUUCCCCCGAGAGAUCACAGUCAUCUGGUUGAAGGAUGGGGAAGAAAUACCAGUUGCCCAGACCAACAUUGUGGGUUUUGAAAGAAAUGAGACCACCUUGUACCGAGUGGACAGCAUGGUGGAAAUCCCUCUCGGGCAAGAAAAUGUCAGCUCUCAGAUGACCUGCCAGAUCCAACACACAUCGUUGGACAGUCCUCUCCAGCAGACCUUCACACUUGGGGGUGUCCCAAGAG